CCACAGUAUUCCAACUGGGGUCUCACCAAUGCCGUGUAUAAAGGCAUUUAACCAAACAACAAAACAAAGAAAAUAACUUCACAUCUAACUAGACUUUCCCUAUCUACUAAAUGAUCCGUAUGUCAUGGUCCAGUCCAUUCCCUUACCCAGCAUUCCUUGCAGCCAGGGGAGUUCUGCCCGGUUCAAUUCAUCUUGUGCCCCCAGCUCCUGGCUUAAUUUCACCCAAGGGAAGAAACCAAGUAGGCAGGAUUCCUUCCCAUUCAGAUCUCAGCACCUUCUCCAUUGGCUCUCCUGGCUCCCUGCCGACACCCCAUCCCCUGAGUUUAACCCUUAGGUCACUGAAUGCUGGGAGGUUCGGAAAAGGCCAGCACUCCUCGUUGCCAUGGCAGCAGUAGGGCUGUCGGGGAAAGGCCGGACAGGGGUUUGAUCGGUGUGGUCAAUGCACCUCUCUGAGCCACGGGAUGCUGGGAGUGCAGCAGCCACGGUCUAUGAGAGAGACACUUCCACGGCCAGCGGGGUUCAGCGCCAGGGCUUGUCUGACUGGACACUUAGCCUGUGCUCCCAGCUGUGGCUCUGCUGCCCAUCACAAAAUGCCUCCCAGUGUGCUCUAGUCUGCUCCCAUCUCCGGGGGCUCACAGCACGCUGGGGCACGUCAGUCAGUGCAUCGCAGCCGAGCCGCACGGACAGCGAAUGCCUGGCGCCCCAGUGCCGGGACACUCCCAAAGGGCUGCUGGCAGCAGGCCAUGUGGAAGGAGCCCACAAGACUCCGUUACCACCCAGAGAGCCAGGAGCAGGGGACUCUCCAUUCGCCCCAUGUGGGCUGGUCCAUGCUGCAGUCAUGUCAGCCUCACAGAGACUCACACAGUCACUAGGGUUACCCAGCGAGCAGCAGCCCUGGACUCCAUUCCACAGGGACUUGCCCAUCGCUGCCCAGGUCUCACGCCCCUUUUCACUUUCUAUUUCUGAGAAAUUAAUCUUAAGCAAACACGGCAUCUAGGUCUGUGACGAGCUGGCCAGUGAGAAAACGGCUCAGGUCCCAGCCCCGCCUCUCUCACGGGCUAUAAAUAGGGACCCAACUGGGAGACCCGGACACCAGACCCUGCAGGAGAUCCCUCUGCCACCCACACGCGGCUUCCACUCCCAGUAACAAUGGGGGGAAUCGGCGUCUCUCUGUCCAUUGUCCUGGCUCUGGUGACCCUCAGUUCUAGUGAUGCUGGUUCUGGUGACCCUCAAAAGACAAAGUGUGACCUGUCCGGCCUGUGGCGGAACGAGCUGGGCUCGCUGAUGGAGAUACAUGACGUUAACGAGGCGGGAGAAUUCUCCGGCGAGUACCUCACAGCCGUGACGGCCACCAGCAACUGUAUCCAGAACUCGCCCCUGAAGGGAGCCCAGCAUCAUACAAAGGCAGAGACGUCUCCGGUCUUCGGCUUCACUGUGAACUGGGAGUUCUCAAACUCCACCACCGUCUUUGUGGGCCAGUGCUUCAUGGAUGCUCGUGGGAAUGAAACUCUGAAGACCACGUGGCUCCUGCGUGAGGAGGUCGGAUCUCUUGGAGAUGACUGGGGGGCCACCAGGGUCGGCACAAAUGAUUUCACCCGGAAACAAAAUCGAGAGCGGGGGAAAAUCCUUCAGAGUCAUUCUCCACAGUGUGACACUCCUGCUCCACUAUCACCGUGAAUAUGCUGUCUGCCCCAUGGCUCCUUUGUCUGCCCCACAACUCCU
Molecule: messenger RNA, 1722 nt
Organism: Pelodiscus sinensis (Chinese soft-shelled turtle)
Lineage: Eukaryota; Metazoa; Chordata; Testudines; Trionychidae
Product: avidin-like
Molecular function (GO): biotin binding
Source: RefSeq, a predicted model, not a curated record